This is a messenger RNA of Didymella exigua CBS 183.55, 1519 nucleotides long. Its product is annotated as Nucleotidylyl transferase. Gene Ontology annotation, biological process: pantothenate biosynthetic process. Bases 47 to 1351 code for a protein of 434 amino acids. The record is from RefSeq and is a predicted model, not a curated record. Gene Ontology annotation, molecular function: pantoate-beta-alanine ligase activity. The transcript has 2 exons. Lineage: Eukaryota; Fungi; Ascomycota; Dothideomycetes; Pleosporales; Didymellaceae.
CUCGGACGGCACGUGACCGUGACAGCACCACCGCAGCAGAACAGAGAUGUCUUUGCGCUGGAGGAGUCCAUUGCGGAGAUGGCUCAGUCAGACUUCCUCCACUCAUCUGCCGACAAAGGGCAAGCCUUACUGCGCGACUGCCACGACUUUACAACCUGAACUCGUAGUCAGGCAAGAGUUGCCUGCAUCACUCCUCAUGGCUCACCUCCGCUCAGCAGCUGUUCCUAUAGCGCGCAGGUGCCUACUGAGAAGCUUCACCCCCGCCCCACAAGCUUCCUUUGUCCACAAUGGCAUCCGCUACCUAUCCUCGACCGCGCCCCGCCGCAGCGCGUUCGCCGUCAACGACCUGACGCAAGUCUUCCACCAUGUCGCGCCCCUGCGCAAGUUUCGCCGCGAACUCUUGCUCAACAACCGCACCGUGGGUCUCGUCCCAACUAUGGGUGCCCUGCAUGAGGGCCAUAUUUCACUGGUGAGAAAGGCAGCAGAAGAGAACACAGACGUCUGGGUGACCGUCUACGUGAACCCAACUCAGUUCGGACUGAACGAGGACCUAGCCUCCUACCCCAAGACAUGGGAAACGGAUAUGCAGAUGCUGCGCGACCUCGACCGGCAACUAGCGCGCGAGGGCAAGGGCCGCGUGUCCGCUGUCUUCGCACCCAACACCAACACCAUGUACCCCACAUCACCGCCGGACAGCAGCAUACCGGGCGUGGGGAGCUUUAUUGAGAUGCGGCCGCUUGGCCAGCUGCUGGAGGGGACCUCGAGACCGGUCUUCUUCCGCGGCGUCUCGACGGUCUGCAUGAAGCUGUUCAACAUCUGCGAACCAGAUGUCGUCUACUUUGGUCAGAAGGACGCCCAGCAGACGGUCGUCAUCAAGAAGCUGGUCAAGGACUUUCAUCUAAACACCAAGGUCCGCAUAUGCGAGACGUCGCGAGAGGCAGACGGCCUGGCCCUGUCGUCGCGCAACGUAUACCUCGGUGAGCGCCGACGCAAUGUAGGCAUCGUCCUGAACCAAGCUCUGCGCAAGGCCGAAGCACAGUACAACGCUGGCAAGCGGUUACGAGGAGAUAUUCUCUGGCCCGCAGUCGACCACGGAGACCGCGUUCAGCACGAGCAGGAGAACCUGCAGCCCAGCAGGCGCGCGCUGUUCCAGGUCGACUACCUCAGUCUCGCAGAUCCGGACACCAUGGAGGAAGUGGACAAGGUUGACGAGAUAAGGGGUGCCAUUCUAAGUGGCGCGGUCAAGAUGAUGCCUGUCGAGGAGCCUCAAGAAGGAGAAGAUUUGGGUCUAGGGGGCGGUCAGGUCCCUGUACGGUUGAUUGACAACAUUGUGCUGCAGUCAACAAAAUAAGUCUUGAAAUGCCACAACACGUUCACGCAUCCUCUCAAUUUAUCUGAGAGUCUAGAUACCGUUUCUUCUCGCCUCUCCCAUUAUCCCAAUGUCCACUUGCGCUGCUUACUGUUCCAUUGAUUCUCAUUUUGAUUAGUUACCCGUUAACUUAUCCAUUUUUCAUUACCG